UAUAUCCGUCAUCAGAUCGAUCUGGUCUGACUGGCCACAUUUAGCUGUCUUGGAAAGUCAUAUUAGAUUCUCCAUUCGACAUCGCUCAGCCUCAAGACCAGCUACUAUACAUCCUCGCUCUGCCGCAUAGAUCUCGAACCCUACCUUGCAACGAUGUACGGCGGCACACCCACUUGCCCCACCUGUUCCCGCCCGGUCUACCAUGCCGAACAGAUCAUGGGACCCGGCAGAAACAUGUACCAUAAACCUUGUCUCGUGUGCUCGAACUGCAAGACCAGGGUCGACCCGGGAGCUUUGCAAGAACACGAUGGAAAGGCGUAUUGCAGAAACUGUCAUCGUCAAUUGUUCAGUCCCCGAGACCUCAGGUCCGCCAACGUGUACACUAGCUCGCCGUCGGCAGGUCCAUCGAGACCCUCAGCCCCAUCCACUCCGUCACGUCCUUCACGGACAGCCCUGCCACCUUCAGACCUCGGUUCUACACCCAUAAAGAGAUCUAACGGCUCUUACACUAGUACCCAGGGAACAUAUCGAUCAGUCGAUGAAGCGGUCGGAGCAACAGCAGGAGAAGGGCCGGGAACGGACAGCGAGUACGCGCCGUUCAGGAUCGUGCCUCGGUCCAACCCUCUGGCCUUGAGCUCGGCUACUUCAAUAACAGCAGAAGCUUCGUCGCCAUCAAUCGGCACUUCAGGAGUGACGGAAAAGAUCUCGACUGCCCGGGCUCCGCCUUCUGUACUCCCAAAACCGAGCAAUCUUACCUCUUCUACUCAGGCGAGUUUCGAGCUACCAACCAAGUCCGACUCGCAUGUAACGACGUCAACCCCGACGACUGCACCGGCAAAGACGUCCCCGAUGACACCGACAAGGAUCCCAGGGAGGACAUACGGAACCCCAGCGUCCGCUUCGAUCGUCCGAGCUGGGUUCGGAGCGAGCCCAGGACCAGGGGGAGGGGGGGACGUCUGUCCGACCUGUGGGAAGAAGGUAUAUCUGAUGGAAGCUGUCAACGCGUUGAGUCGGAAAUGGCAUAAAGGGUGUCUCAAGUGCACCGCCUGUAAAUCAACGUUGGACCCGAACAAGCUGUGUGAUCGGGACGGAUCGGCGUAUUGCAAGAAGUGCUAUCACGCUCAGUUCGGACCUGUCGGGAUCUUGUAACUUUCGCCAGCAUAUAGAAGGGAGGCGAAGCGCGCGAGAUUAUGAGAGGUAGUGGCGAGGGACCUGAUGGGCGAAGGAAGACCGUCGGAGGCUGGUCCUCCAUCGGAUCUACGACCUUUUGAAUUGGAGAGUUGGGUGAAACCUGCUUGUAUCACUGUAGCGAGCUCGCCCGUAACGCGCGGCAUGGCCAUUUUUUUCAGCGAACGGGGAUCCCCUGCGAUGAUUAUCGGCAUGUAAUCCCGAUCGUCAGUCGUA
Messenger RNA from Filobasidium floriforme, 1404 nucleotides. RefSeq lists its product as uncharacterized. Lineage: Eukaryota; Fungi; Basidiomycota; Tremellomycetes; Filobasidiales; Filobasidiaceae. The transcript is spliced from 4 exons. Bases 154 to 1149 code for a protein of 331 amino acids. The record is from RefSeq and is a predicted model, not a curated record.